GAACAAACAUGUCCUCUGGCUUUGUGAACUGAACAGAGUUACAAAACAAUCUCAUAGUUAUUAUUAAACGAUAUGUUAUCAUUCUUCUCUAAAUUGUCAUUAAACAACGCUCAGAAUUCUCCCGUGGAGUUAGCCAAGCCUGCUUAUAUGGACAAAAGUGCAACUUUGCAAGAGCUCGGCUACAAAGACGACGAUGAGCUGAGAGAGACGAUUUAUGACUUUUUGAGGACAAUACGAGACCCGGAGAAACCUAGUACAUUGGAGGACUUGAAAGUUGUUUACGAGGAAGGUAUCUUCGUCAAGGAGCCUACAGCAGAUAAAGUACCUGUUCUUCGUGUGGAAUAUAAUCCUACCGUGCCCCACUGUUCGCUGGCAACGCUGAUCGGACUUUGCAUAAGGAUCAAAAUACUCCGUUCUUUACAUCACCCAGUUAAACUUGAUGUUUUCAUCAAAAAAGGAGCUCAUACUACUGAAGAUGAGAUCAACAAGCAAAUCAAUGACAAAGAGAGGAUUGCUGCCGCUAUGGAGAAUCCCAAUCUAAGAAACCUCGUAGAAAACUGUAUCGCUGAAGAGGAAUAG
Messenger RNA from Papilio machaon (common yellow swallowtail), 579 nucleotides. RefSeq names its product MIP18 family protein galla-1 (gene galla-1). Bases 73 to 579 code for a protein of 168 amino acids. The record is from RefSeq and is a predicted model, not a curated record. Lineage: Eukaryota; Metazoa; Arthropoda; Insecta; Lepidoptera; Papilionidae. The transcript has 3 exons.